GUUACAAUUCAUAUACGCCGACUUCUUUUCACGAGAACAUUGAUUCCCAAAACACUCAACUCCAACCUCAAACUGAAUUCACUACUAAAAAAAGUUCACGGAAAGGAAACUUUGGUGUAGAAGAAGACAACAUACUAGUAUCAGCUUGGCUCACUACUAGUAUGGAUGCAAUUCAUGGUAUUGAUCAAAAAGCCUCAAGGUUUUGGAUGAGGGUUCAUGCAGAGUAUGAUGAACAUAAGAAGUCUACAUUUUUUGAACGUUCUGUGAACUCUUUAACGAAUCGGUGGUCAACAAUCCAAGUUGCUACCAACAAGUUUUGUGGAUGCAUAGCUCAAAUUGAAGCAAGGCAUCCAAGUGGAGUUACCGAACUAGACAAGGUUUUUUGGUGGGAUGCAGGUAAAGGCUGUGCAGGAGGUUAUGAAUUGAUUGUCCAGCACAAGGAUUGGCUGAACAGAAUUUUGAAUUGAUUGUAGAUGGUCCAGCAUAAGAAAAGAGAAGGGACUUGGCAUUUUACUCUUUAAUCCAUGACUUGGAAGAGCUAUCUAAUCUUUGUAAUAACAAGAUACUGUUAUGACUUAUAAAGCAACCACAUGAAGAACUCGUAUAUCUUGUUUAGUUGAAAAGUGUUCAAUUUAUCUUUUCCAUAGUUCUUGAAAGUGCCAUAACUAA
Molecule: messenger RNA, 669 nt
Organism: Alnus glutinosa
Lineage: Eukaryota; Viridiplantae; Streptophyta; Magnoliopsida; Fagales; Betulaceae
Exons: 2
Coding region: 162-467 (101 amino acids)
Source: RefSeq, a predicted model, not a curated record